AUGGGUAUGGCAUGCGACGCCGAGGGCCGCGCGGCGACCGGUGAGCAAGUUGCGCCGCCGCUGACCGCCGGCGCGUGCGGCGUGCAGGCCGAGGAGACCAAGUCGGACGUUGAAGCUCCGGGGCUGAACCCGGAGGAGACGGCCAUGAUCCUCACGAGUCUGAGCAAGGGCUUCUCCGGUGGUGGCAGUGGCAGUGGCAGUGGUGUUGCCGCCCCGGUGGCAGGCUCUCCGGAUUCGGACCACGAUGAUGACAUGGGCGAGUUGUCGGACGAUGACGAAGACUCCGAGCACCGCCGCCACUUCACCGCUAUCGGCGGAGUAGGAAAGGUGCACCGCGUGCAGCAGAUCAACUUCGACGGCCCCAAGGGCAGCAAGCUCGACUUCACGGACGACGCCGGCUUCAGCCAUUGCUUCAGGAAUGAGAGCAACCGCGUCAAGAGUCUCGUCACCAAGCAUAUCUCCAUCGAGGAGCUGCGCGCCCACUUCGACCGGCCGAUCAUCGACGUGGCCAAGGACUUUGGCAUCUGCAUCACGCUCAUGAAGAAGAUCUGCCGUCGCAACGGCAUCAAGCGCUGGCCGCACCGUCAGAUCCGGUCGCUGUCCAAGAGCAUUGCGUCCAUGGAGGCCGCCAUGCUCAGUGCACACGGCAGCGAACGCGAGAAGUAUCGGGACCAGAUCGUGAACUUGAAGAUGAAGCGCGAGUCCGUCAUUGCGGACCCGAACAAGGACAGCUCCAUGCGUCCCAAGACGUCACCGCCAUCUUUGCUGACUCCACGACCGGGUGAUGAGGCCCACGCCACCUCGCAGGGCUACCCCGUAACACCUACCGUCAAGAUGGAGAACUUGGCGGUCAGUACUCCACACCCAGCACCGACUUCGAGCACUUCCACCACUGGUCCGUCGAAGGGCGGACGAUGGACCAGCGAAGAGCACGCCGCCUUCCUCGAGGGCAUCCGCCUGUACGGGAAGGACUGGCGUCGCGUGGCCCAGGUGGUCAUGACGCGUAGUGCAGUGCAGACGCGUACCCACGCCCAGAAGUAUUUAUUGAAAUUUGCUGGGCGCUUCCCGUUCGACACGGAUGGAGUGCUGAAGGACCAUCACCCGGCCCCGGUGCAGACGCAGUACUCGUCCAGUGAGAAGCCUGCGACUUCCAUGCUGAGUCCGACGACGAGCGUGGCGUCGAGCAACACGGCGAUGACCCCAGCGAGCGACGACUGCGCGAGCAAUGGAUCUUGGAACUCGGAAGAGGCCCAACCGCCAACGAAGCACGGAGAGGCCAUGGCCAUGAUCUUGAACGGAAGCCCGCAGGUGGAGCCGGUCGCGGGACCUCAUGGCUCGAAUGCCGGAGCUGCAACACUGCCGCCUUUGCCAUCGCGCACGACGACGAUCAAGGUGGAGGAAGCAGCACCAGCAGCGUUCCAGCCGCAGCCAUUCGCGCAGCAAGGGACAGCGCCGGCCUCUUUCCAGUACUUCUCCCAGCAGGGGCCACUUCAGCAGCAACAGGUUGCGCCGUGA
This is a messenger RNA of Phytophthora sojae, 1515 nucleotides long. RefSeq lists its product as hypothetical. The record is from RefSeq and is a predicted model, not a curated record. The transcript is spliced from 2 exons. Gene Ontology annotation, molecular function: DNA-binding transcription factor activity; DNA binding. NCBI's taxonomy places the organism in Eukaryota, Oomycota, Peronosporomycetes, Peronosporales, Peronosporaceae. The coding region runs from base 1 to 1515 and encodes 504 amino acids.